UGACAAGAAAAACUGAUUUGCCAGCCGUCACUUGCAAAUUAUACCAAAUGCCAGACCGAAUUGUCAAGACAGCAGAUCAGGGUAUCGGGUCAUCAAAAAUGGCAGACGUACCGAUCGACUGUGAUUUCCCCGUUUGGGGAUUAUUACCAAAAAAAGAAACGGGAGUCGUAUCGUUUCUGAAUAAAUAUCCUGUUUACGAUGGCAGAGAUACGAUAAUAGCUAUUUUCGAUUCUGGCGUCGAUCCGGCGGCCGAAGGACUUAAGGUGACUAGUACUGGUGAAACGAAGGUCAUAGAAAGAUUUGACUGCAGCGGAUGCGGAGAUGUCGACACAAGCAAAACUGUUAAGGCAGUAGAUGGGUACAUCACUGGUGUUACUGGACGUAAACUAAAGAUACCAGAAACAUGGAACAAUCCGAAUGGGGAUUGGCAUGUAGGUGUUCUGCAUCCAUACAGCAUUUACCCGACAAAAGUCAAGGAGAGGAUCCAAGAGCACAGAAAAGAGCAUCUUUGGAAUGUUGGACACAAACCAGCACUGGCAGAGACCACCAAACAAUUUCAGGAUUAUGAAAGUGAGCUUUCAUCAAAGAGUCCAACAUUGACUCAAGAGGAGAAACUAAUGAAGGAAGAACUGGAAGCAAGAGUUGAAGUACUUCAAAAUGUUGAAAAGAAAUACUCUGACCCAGGUCCUACAUAUGACUGUGUAUUAUACCACGAUGGAGAGACGUGGAGAGCAUGCAUAGAUACAUCGGAAAGUGGUGAUUUAUCAACUGGGCCCAAUCUGGGAGAGUACAGUGUAACCCAUGAGCACACUCAUUUGACACCAAUUGACGAGAUGACUAUAAGCAUUAAUGUCCACGAUGAAGGCAAUACACUUGAAGUGGUUGGAAUGUGCUCUUCUCAUGGUACACAUGUAGCAGCGAUAGCAGCAGGAUAUGUUCCCGAGGAGCCUGAACGUAAUGGAGUAUCACCUGGUGCUAAAAUCAUAUCUCUAACAAUUGGUGACAGUAGAUUAGGUUCCAUGGAAACCGGUACAGCCCUCGUUAGAGCGUGUAUAAAGGUCAUGGAAUUAUCUAAGAAGAUGAAGAUAGAUGUCAUUAAUAUGAGUUAUGGAGAGCAUGCCCAUUGGUCUAAUGCGGGUCGAGUGGGUGAAAUAAUAUUGGAAGUAGUGAAUCGUUAUGGGGUAUCGUGGGUUGUGUCAGCUGGAAACCACGGACCGGCUUUAUGCACUGUGGGAGCUCCCCCUGAUAUAGCACAAUCUGUACUUAUUGGUGUGGGUGCGUACGUAUCUCCGGAGAUGAUGGCGGCGGCGUACUCCAUGCGGCAGCGCGUGUGCGGCGGCGCCUUCAGCUGGAGCUCGCGCGGGCCCGCCGCGGACGGAGCCCUGGGGCUCUCCGUGGCCGCUCCAGGAGGUGCCGUCGCGGCAGUCGCCAGAUUCACAUUAAGAAACUGUCAACUAAUGAACGGCACUUCAAUGGCGGCUCCUCAUGUUGCUGGGGCUGUAGCCACACUCAUAUCUGGUUUGAAGGCAAGGAAGUUACCGUAUUCGCCGUAUUCUAUAAAGAGAGGGCUGGAGAAUUCUGCAACCGUACUGAGUCACGUUGAGCCUUGGGCUCAAGGAUGCGGCCUUCUUAAUGUUGAAAAGGCCUUCGAUCUGCUCUCGACGUACUACGAUCAGCCCGAACGCGACGUGACAUUCAAUAUACAGUGCUGUUCGUACAACGGCAAAGGAAUAAUACUGAGACCGAAAUUAGACGAUCCGCCCGGAGACAUCGGCCUCACCGUCGAACCGCACUUCCUGCAGGACCACAAGGAUAUGGAGGACCGAGCCGUGAUCGGUCGUCAGAUCUCGUUCGGCGUCCGCCUGGCGCUGACGUGCGGCGCCAGCUGGGUGUCCGCGCCCGCACACCUCGACAUGAUGAACGCCACUCGGACCCUCACGCUGCGGGUCCAGACCUCCAGCCUGCCGCCCGGACCGCACUUCGCCAGCAUCGACGCAUACGACGUAUCUUGUAUCGAGAAAGGUCCGGUCUUCAGAAUACCUGUGACAGUAUUUCAACCGCAGCCGCUACCGGACUGUUCUUCGCCGACCGUUAUCGACGAGAAGGACGUGCUCUUCAAGUCUUCCACUAUUAAGAGACAUUUCCUUAUAGUACCACCGGAAGCCACAUGGGGCGUUUUGAAGAUGGCAACAGAAGACAAAGAGAUCGUUGGCCGGUUCCUGGUCCACGUCAUGCAACUGUUGCCGCGCAAAAGCUGCAAGAGUCAGGAGACGCAGAAGAUGCUCAGCGUCAGCAACGAAGUACCCACGCUUUUGCCGUUCGGAGUUGUUGGCGGCGUCACAAUAGAAAUAGCAAUAGCAAAAUACUGGGCCAACAUCGGUGAUCUGAGCCUGGACUACACGGUGGAGUUCCACGGUCUGAAGCCGGACUUCGGUCAGCGGCUGGUGAUGUCGGCCAGCGAGGGCGUGCGAUCCGUCACGCUGUCGGCGCACCGCCUGCUGGAAGUACAGCCCAAUGCCGUGCUCAAAUACUCUGAGCCGGUGGUCAGACCCACUGAAUCGAAAUUGACUCCGUUGACGUCUCGUGACGUCAUUCCGCCAAGCAGACAGAUCUAUCAGCUGAUAAACACAUACAAUUUCCAUCUUGCCAAGGCUACUGAGGUGUCUCCCACGGUGUCGCUGCUGUGCGACAUGCUGUACGAGUCGGAGUUCGAGUCGCAGAUGUGGAUGCUGUACAACAGCUGCAAGCAGCUCAUGGCCGUCGGGGACGCUUAUCCGUCCAAGUAUAAUGUGAAGUUGGAAAAGGGCGAUUACGUGUUGCGUCUGAACGUCCGUCACGAGAACAAGUCGUUGUUGGAGAAGCUGCAGGAGUUGCCCGUGGUGCUGCAGCAGCGGCUCCAACAGCCCAUCACCAUGGACUCCUACUGCUCCAGGAUCCAGGCGCUGACGGCCGGCAAGAAGUUCAGCACGGCGUCCCUGCCCAGCGGUAACCUCAUGCCCGUCUACUUCACAGCCGUGCCUUCCGACAAAAUAAGCCGUUUGAAUUUGACCGUCGGUCACACGUUCUCCGGUACGAUAUCGUUCGCUAAAGACGAGCUCGGUCGGAAAGUGGACACGUACGCGCUUCAGUACUUGGCCUGCGAGCCGCCCAAACGUAACGCCAACUCGAAGGAUAAGGAGAAGGGGAAGGCCCACGACGAUUAUAUGGACGCCGUCAAGGAGUUCACGGUUGGCUGGAUUGCUAAACUAGAAGGCGAUAAACUAGAACAAGUUUACGAAGAGCUGGUAGAGAAAUUUCCGGGUUACUUGGGAGCUCACGUCGCUUACUUGCACGCUAUCGAUUCGCCCACCGACCCUAAGAAAUUACCGCAUUCAAACGAAGAGCUGGAUGUGACGACGGCGUGGUGCGAACAACUCAUUGCGAUCUCAGAUAAGGUAAUAAAGGCAAUAGACCAAGAGAAGCUGUUAGCGUAUUUAGGAAUCAAGAACGAUACACGAACCGACGCACAGAAAAUUAAACAGGAUCAAGAGAAACAACGCGGCUAUUUAAUAGACGCGCUCUGCAGGAAGGGCACGGCGCUCUGCCGACUGUACGCGCUGGCCGAAAGCAAAUCGGCCAAGGAGAAGAUCGCGACAGCGCUCCAAGCGAACAUGACCGACCUCCUCAAGUACACCGAUCUCACUGAAGCCAAAGCAAUCAACUACGGCGUCUGGCAUUGCUUCACGUUCAAACACUGGGGCCGAGCGAUUAAGCUCCUCACGAAGAUCCAAGAGGACCGUCCCUCCAGGGAAGUCGAGGAGCGUCUAAUAGAAGCGUACCGGCAGCUGGGCUGGAACCACAUGGCCAGUUACACGGAGGCCACGCUGCCUAUUAAAUAUCCACUAGCGUAUCGACCUUUUUAGGAGAAGACCGGAAAACUCGG
This is a messenger RNA of Bombyx mandarina (wild silkworm), 3922 nucleotides long. RefSeq names its product Tripeptidyl-peptidase II (gene TppII). NCBI's taxonomy places the organism in Eukaryota, Metazoa, Arthropoda, Insecta, Lepidoptera, Bombycidae. Gene Ontology annotation, biological process: proteolysis. Gene Ontology annotation, molecular function: tripeptidyl-peptidase activity; serine-type endopeptidase activity. The record is from RefSeq and is a predicted model, not a curated record. Gene Ontology annotation, cellular component: cytosol.